CGCUCGCAUCUCAGUAACAAUCCUUAUCUCUUUCAAUGGCAGCAAUGGAUAGGUCCAAGCCUGUGUUUAUGUGGACUCAGGGUCUGAGGUUGCUUCUGUGGGAGAUCAUGGAGAAGUUCAUGGAGCUCAGGGCCGCAGCCAAAGAACUUCAUUUUCUCGAUCCAUCCUUCCCCAUGCACGAAUCUGAGGCGCAGACAAGAGAGGGCGCAUAUCUGAAGAUACUUUCAUGUUUCCCUCCCGGCCGGAUGACCUUGAGCGAGAUUGCACGCCAGUAUUCGCAGUUAAAGGACAAGAUAACCAACCAAAAGAAGGCGGAUAAGCAACAUGAGGAUUUCAUGGAGAAACAGCGCCCGACAGCGCCGUCCAGUGCAUCUGUGCAUUCACAGAGCUCUGAGCUAAAUUCUUCCACGCCUUCCGCGGCGCCAAUAUAUCGACCGCUGUCCCCUGCGAUGUCACCAAAUGCGAUACCAUCCUUUUCGCAAGACAGAGAAUCUCGCGCCCCCAGGUCAGCAGAUGAGGCUUUCAAGAGCGAGGAUAACGGAGCCUUGGACGACAGCUCAAAUGGGCCCAGAAGACACUCGGAAUCAAACCCCCAGACCUUAUCAGAUGCCAGCGAACUAUCUUCUGGAGCGUCCCUUAUUGAUCAGCAGCGGCGAAAUUCAGUUUCAAAUCACCCAUCCACCUUGGAGCGGCCACCCUCCACGACACUAAAAGAUCGUCAGUAUCUGCACCGAUCAAUGCGGUCACCUUUACCACCCUCACCCAAUUCGCCACAGAACGCAUGGAAUGCCUCCGGUAAUAACAAGAGUGUAGCGACAAUAGUUGGUAGAAGGCCCAGAGAAGGCAGCGGAAGUGAUGCGACAGCAUCGAGGUUACCAAAGUCACAUCUUCAGCAGUCAAUAACCACUCCAGGAUACGAACCAUCGGCAGUCCAGUCCAACCCGAAUCCACGACCAAUUCCAGCUCCUAUUCAGCAGGCCAUAUAUGACUCAUUACUGCGUGCGCAAGGAGGGCCUGCGAAGAAGAUACGUAUGAGUUACAGGGCGCAGGCCGAGGAUGAGGCGGCGAGAGCACAACGCAGCUACGAGGAGCACACAAAGUCAUUUCCGAUGCAACCUCAGCCCCUGACUCAGCGCGGUUCAACAAGUCAGCCGCGCGGAAUCUAUCAAGAUAGGUUGCCAAGUCAACAGCAUAGCAUCUAUCAGAGUAGCGCAGAUCAGCCGGUCUCAGAGCGGCCGCCUGUUGCAGGGAAGCGCGAGUCCCUUGAUUGGGAAUGGAAGAAUGGCGAUAGAAGGCGCGAAGCAAGUAGUGUGGCGACCAAAAAGUGGAGAUCAUCUCAAAAUCAGUCGAUAAAAGUCGAGAAGAUGGAAGGCGAGAAGAUGGAAGGCGAGGAUAUAGGGGGGAGAUGGCAGCUAGAGGAGCAGCAACGGCGGGUUGCAGUCCAAAAGGAGCGACUUCAGGAGGAACAGCGGAAGUUGGAGUUGCUAGUGCAGGUAAAGCAGGAGCAAGAGCAGCAGCAGCAGGAGCCGACAUAUGAACGUCAACAAGAGUACCAGGAUGUUCAGCACGAAGAAUCUUAUCCAAGAGCGCCAAUUCAGCUACCUGAGAGGCGUACUGAGAAGACCAGACCUUUGGUACAGCAUCACGAUCCGAUACACCCACGGUCAUAUCCUCAACAGUGCCAUCCAAGUCCAGACGCUCAUCCACAUCACGGUCCUCAUCAUUCCCGCCUGCAGUCUGAAGAUCAAUGCGAUUCAUGGGACAAGGCUUGGAGGCCACAGCAUUCUGCUACAGAAGCUAGUAUGACAGGUAGCCCUACCGAUGACGCAUCUAGUCGUGCUUACAUGCAGGCUCAGCCGUCCUUACGCCGACUCGCGCCAAUGCCGGGAUCUCCAACGCCCUAUUCUGAUCCCACGUACUUGACGCCGGCAUACAUGGAAUGGUGCGAACGAGUGAACUCAAGGGGAACACGAACAGAGGUCGAGCCUUCCAAACCGCCAAUUUCUUUCAAGCACUGGGAGGCUCCGCGCUCUCGUCCACGGUGAAUAAAGAACUGAAGUUGUUGUGAGGCAUAUUUCAUGGUUACAAAGUUGGAGCCUUUUUAUUUUCCUGCAGCAGCAG
Messenger RNA from Gamsiella multidivaricata, 2121 nucleotides. RefSeq lists its product as uncharacterized. The record is from RefSeq and is a predicted model, not a curated record. NCBI's taxonomy places the organism in Eukaryota, Fungi, Mortierellomycota, Mortierellomycetes, Mortierellales, Mortierellaceae. The transcript is spliced from 3 exons. Bases 36 to 2045 code for a protein of 669 amino acids.